AUGCAGGCUUUCGAAAACACGUCCACCAAUGUGGCCGCCAGCCAGAUGCGCAAUGCCCUCAACAACAUCGCCGACACGGUGAAGGACCCUGCGGAGAAGAAGAGAUUUGAGGCAGAAAUGGACAACUUCUUUGCUCUGUUCCGAAGAUACCUCAACGACCGGGCGAAGGGCAACACCAUCGACUGGGCCAAAAUCAACCCUCCCAACCCCGAUCAAGUCGUCGCCUACGACGAUCUCCCCAACACUGAUGCGGUUGAGUUCUUGAACAAACUCGCUGUCGUCAAGCUCAAUGGCGGUCUGGGUACUUCCAUGGGCUGUGUUGGUCCCAAAUCGGUCAUUGAAGUCAGAGACGGCAUGUCGUUCCUCGAUCUCUCUGUUCGACAGAUUGAAUACCUCAACCGCACCUAUGAUGUCAAUGUGCCGUUUGUUCUGAUGAACAGCUUCAACACCGACGAGGACACGGCAUCCAUCAUCAAGAAAUACGAAGGCCACAACAUCGACAUUCUCACCUUCAACCAAUCCAGGUAUCCUCGUGUCAUCAAGGACUCUCUCCUCCCUGCGCCGAAAUCAUACGACUCCCAAUUGUCUGAUUGGUACCCACCUGGCCACGGUGACGUCUUCGAAUCACUCUACAACAGUGGCCUCCUCGACCAACUACUAGAACGUGGCAUUGAGAUCAUCUUCUUGUCCAACGCUGACAACCUCGGUGCCGUCGUGGACCUCCGCAUCCUGCAACAUAUGGUCGAGAGCAGGGCUGAAUAUAUCAUGGAGUUGACAGACAAGACCAAAGCUGAUGUCAAGGGUGGUACCAUCAUUGACUACGAAGGUCGUGCGCGGUUGCUGGAAAUUGCUCAGGUUCCCAAGCAGUACGUCAACGAAUUCAAGUCGAUCAAGAAGUUCAAGUACUUCAACACCAACAACAUCUGGAUGAACCUGCGAGCUAUCAAACGUGUGGUCGAGAACAACGAAUUGGAGAUGGAGAUCAUCCCCAACGAGAAGUCGAUCCCUGCGGACAAAAAGGGUGAAGCGGACAUCAGCAUCAUCCAACUUGAAACCGCCGUCGGCGCUGCUAUCAAGCACUUCAAGAACUCUCACGGUGUCAACGUCCCCCGACGACGAUUCUUGCCGGUCAAGACGUGCUCCGACCUGAUGCUUGUCAAGUCAAACCUGUACACUUUGAGCCACGGCCAAUUGGUCAUCGACCCGAACCGAUUCGGCCCCGCCCCCCUGAUCAAGCUGGGCAGUGAUUUCAAGAAGGUGGCCCAAUUCCAGAAGAGAAUCAGCAGCAUCCCCAACAUUGUCGAGCUGGAUCACUUGACUGUCACUGGUGAUGUCAACUUUGGCCGCGGCAUCGUCCUCAAAGGUACUGUCAUAAUUGUUGCAACCGAGAAUAGUACCAUUGAUAUCCCACCUGGGUCGGUCUUGGAGAACGUCGUGGUUCAGGGAUCACUGAGACUGCUCGAGCACUAG
Molecule: messenger RNA, 1470 nt
Organism: Cladophialophora carrionii CBS 160.54
Lineage: Eukaryota; Fungi; Ascomycota; Eurotiomycetes; Chaetothyriales; Herpotrichiellaceae
Exons: 2
Coding region: 1-1470 (489 amino acids)
Biological process (GO): UDP-alpha-D-glucose metabolic process; glycogen metabolic process
Cellular component (GO): cytoplasm
Molecular function (GO): UTP:glucose-1-phosphate uridylyltransferase activity
Source: RefSeq, a predicted model, not a curated record